ACGCGUGAAAUGACUUGCAUGUUCUCUUAUAAAAACCUAGAGUAACCGAAAAUAAGCUGUCCUUCCUCUUCUGUGUGUCGUGGUUUUUGAGCGCUCCCAGCCUGGGGCUGUGGGGCUGGUUCCAGGUCUGUGGGCAGGGAAGCCAAGGGUGCUGCUGAGGAGACUCCUCUCGCUAACUUUGUUCGUGUGCUGCUGCUUAUCCUCAGGACAGGCCAAGCGUAGAGCCCCAGUGGUUUACAGGUGGAGUUCAUAUCCUCUGACACCUGUACAAAAGGAGUAAACGUGAAACGCCCAAAUUUCUGAAGUGGGCACAGCUAAAUGAUGAGGGGAGCACCGUUUGUGGUGGCAUGGGGUGGAUCUGGCCUUCAGCAAUGGGAGGAUGUCCAAGAUGGAUAAAACUUGUCUGUAAUGAGCGAUCUUCAGUAGUUCUCUCUUUUUACUGAGCUAAAACCCUGUGAAAAUAAGAUUGAGGGAAGAAUAGAUAUACUUGACAUAUUCAGAGGUGGAUGUUAGGUUCCAUUCCUCAUGCAAAGCCGAGGAAAACUUUCAAGCUAAGUGUUCAUCUGUGGCUCAAGGACAUCUUGGUGUUUGUGAGAAAAGAGAAACUUCUGCGUGUGUUUUUAUCUCUCUUCUCCAGCUUGUCAAAUUUAAUUUGUUAUGGCGGUUAAAGUGGGCUUUCUACAACAGUAAUGUCUUGGAAGGUUUACGUAAGGAACUGGUGGAACAGCUUCUUUGAAGUGAUUCAGUGUCAUUGAGUACACCUUGACAUACAAACAUCUAUUGUUCAGGCACCCAUUUUACAUCAUUACAACUGCAUCAUUCUCCUUAAGCGAAUUUCUGCAACUGCUUUCCAAGCAAAUCUGCUGUUGGCAUUUCUUGAUGUUUUUGAAAGAGAGCUGGUGUAACCCCAAGAACCCACAAGUAUGUUUUCUAAUGAUUAGUUUAGAUGAGAUAAUCUUUGUGCAUGGUGUCAGCUCUAACCUGUCUUGUAAUAACUUUAGCUGUAGCUUUGUGUAUUGUGGAAUUGGGCAAUUAUUUUAAGAAAAGGUGGUGGCACCAAACAUUAGAAUUUAAGGUAAAGACCAACUGUUAUGUUGAUUGUCUUUUUAAUGCCAGUUGUUUAUGUAUAUGUUUGUUCCUGAACUAGGUUUAUAAUCUUAAAUCUAAAGAUUCUAAGGUGAGACUGCCUCUUUAAUAUAGACAGGUCCUUCUACCAUCUAUUUCUUUAAUUCUGGAGUUGUUUGAAGUAUGCAGUCUUUAGUAUGGACUGAAGUGCUUAAGUUUGUUGGUACAGUCACAAGACAAAUAUUGGGAGUGUGGUGAUAGUGUCUUACAAGAAGAUCUCACUUCUAUGAAAUCCUGAAAUUGCAAGCCAGAGCUAGUAUGUGCCAAGUAAGGAGGAAUUAAGUUGUAUUGCAUUCUAUAAAUUUGACAUGAGAUUAGGAUCACUUUAUGUCAUGGAAUUUUAAGUCCUGGAGCUACGAUUAUUAGUAGGUUGUCUUGUGAAGUGAAAGCCAGGGUGAGGGGCUUUUUCUGGAGUCCUGCCCUUCAAAGCCCUGUGGGGAGAGUUGGUUACUGCUCUGUGAACGACCACUGAGGAAUGGAUAGGAAUCAGGAUGGUCUCCUUGUAAGCCAGAGGGAUUUGUGUUUUCUCAUCCUCAAGCAAUAUGUACUGACUAUUUUUAGGCUUGCUGUUCAAGGUGGUAGGCUGGGUGCUCACAGUGCUCUUACACGGACUGUUGGUAGGUUCCAUAGCUCUCUGUGCUAGACCAUAUGAGGUAAUGCUUCAAGAAUGUGCUGUACAGAGAUUAUUUAUUGGUGCUCCUGAGGAGCUUCUUCUUAGUUACAGUCAAAAUUGCAUGCUUUUGUUCAAGUCUUAAGAACUAAAAGAUUCUAAUUUACUGGCAAGUAAUAUAUUUCCAGAUGAAGAGCCAUACUAAAGGCCACUGUGGUUGAAUGAGCCCAUAAUAGCAAUUCAUCCAAUACAUCCAUAAGAACUACAUAAAUAUUAUUUGUUUGGAGACUAGCAGAAUAAGAUUCUGGCUUCUUGGUGCAGUAUUCCCUUGAACAAACACCUGGUUAAAUUGCCUUUGGUCUUGAACUUCCUUAGGAUUCCUCACCCUCAGGUCUUGUAUUUGCAUGCCUGUGCCUGCAUGUAGGUUACUUGUAGGCUGUUAGGGAUUUGAUAAUGCAGCAAGGGAGCUGCAGUGUCUGUGAAACAGCUGAGGAAAUAAAGUACCCUUCAAACAUAUUUUAGGAGUUAACCAGCUGCAAGUCAUCUAGCAGGACCUGAUGCUGUCAGUUGAACUCUUCAAUAAAGUCAGUUAAUCAGUACCUAUAAAUAAAAGAAGGUACAAUAUAUACUGAUAGGUUAGUAACUAGUGUUGAACGUAAGAGUAUGUUGUACCUUGCACCAUUUAAACUAGUUGAAACAAUGAGCACUCAGCACAGGUGGCAUUGGUCUCCCAGGUAAGCUUUCAGGACAUCAGCAAUAAAUAGGUCUUAGUCUGAUGAUUAUUAGUGGACUCAGGAAGGUUUCUGCUAUAUUUAAAAAAAAAAUCCAAGUCUGUUAAUUAUUGUUGUUUAGCAUAAAACAACAUAAGCUUGUAUGAUGAGAGUAGCAUUUCUUUCUUUAGCAGAUUGUAUGGCAGGCUAGGUCAGCCCUGCAUUUUGGUGUGACUGCAGCAUUUGCUGACACAGUUGAAUUAGCAAGAUCAAAGCCUGCUAGCAGCAAAACUGGGCUGGCUUACAUUUGGAUGUUGGUGUUAGAAGCUUGCUUAGAGUAGGUACUCACUAAUCUGUUAUAGUUUUUAUCCUUGAUUUCAGCUGUAUAACAUACUUAAAAUUUAUUGGUGCAGCUUCUUUACUCUGCUUUCUGUUGAAAGGAGGUUGUCACCUUCAGUGGUGCAUGCCUGCUUUCCCCUUUUCGAGGAACAUCCAGUUUCAUUUGAUAGAAAGCUGCACUAAAUUUAGAAAAAAAAAAUCAAUGUUGUAAUGCUUGAGUGGAUUUCACAAGGUUUGAGCACACUCAUUACUGUUUCUAGCAUCAUCUGUGAUGAUCUGGAAUAGUUCUGUUUCCUAAAUAUUUACCUUUAGCAAAACAACUAGUCUUACAAAGCAGUCUGUUUAACCUGAUCUUUCUCAGGUGCACUGUCUUGUGCCUUGCAUUGAAUUAAUGGCACUUGAAUGUACAGCAUCACUGAAGCAAAUUGUUCACUGAAGACCUCAAAAUAGAAGUUUUACUCUUUUAAAUUUGAUUUCUUUGCAUAUUAAUAAAAGAGUGUAGUGGCAUAUGUUGAUACUUAAAUUCCCUUAACUCAUGAAUAAUGCUGUCAAACUGAGUUCCAUGUAAUUAAGAACUUAAUAACUGUAAUCAUUCUCCUCUCUUUCUGCUUUCCCUCACAGCUUUGUGGUAAAAAAACACCCGAACCCACAUACUCCCCUACAUUAAUGGGCAUAUUUGUAUUUUAAGGUUUUAGUGCUGCACUGGACAAUAGUUACUAUUGUAAAAUGACUUUGUGUUUUAUGUAGUAUACAUGGAAAUUUUCUUCUAAACCAUGUUUGAAAAUGGGAGACAUGAGAUGAAGAGAUUUAAGCACACACAAAUAUGCUAAAAUUGUAUGUUUUGGUUUUUUUUCAUUUGACACAAUCAUUUAAAUAGUAACUAUUGUUAUUUCUAAACUCUAAAGAAAAUGGAACAGGGAGAUUUUGGGGAAGAUGUUGCUGAUGCUUUCUUUUUACAGAUUUGUAUGUUGUCUUGAAUGAACAAAAAAGGAAAUGUGAUACUGUAGUCGUUCUGUCUGUGCUCGGAUACAUCUUAAAGCAGCUUUUCUCUCUGGCUUCAGCAACAUGCCUACCCCAGGAAUUCUUUCCUUCCAGCAGCCUUCUUGUUCUAUGUUUAAGAGCAGAAGUAGGCAAGUACAAUUAGCUAUUGCUGCAGUGAGUUUUUAGGUCUGGUAAGGCCCGUGUAUGCACUCUUUGUCGGUGCUGUUUCUCUGUUGUAGCUGACUAAAACAGUAAUUGGUUACACAUCUGCUCUUUACUGUUACUCUGAUGAAAUAUUUCCUGUGACUGAGUACAUCUGUUACAGAAAGGUAGGUGGCGGAACUUCAAUUUAACACACUGUAAAAUAUCCUGUGAGUUUAAUUAAACAGCAUAUCUGAAAUUCCGGAGUACCUUUGCAUUCAGCAAAUGGUAACCACCUGUGGUCCUGAUAUUUUCUGGGACAUCCUUUACUCCCCUACUUCUGCAGAUUUACAUUGUUAGAAAGGUUCUCUGGAGGUUUUGACAGAUCAUUGUGUGAAGUCUAUGCAAAUGUAGUGUUUUACAAUCUCAUUGAACAGAAUAGCUCAGUAUGUCUCUUAAUCUCACUUUUUAGUAAUACAGUACUUGUGAACUGCCACCCUUAGUGAAAAUAGUUUAGUAAUACAAUACACUUCCUCCUUCUCUCCCUCUCCCUUUUUUCUUAGAAAGUACUUUUGUUCAACCUUUUUUAUGCUUGGUUGCUAAUUUUUAGCUCCUAUGAAUUUAGCUUCAUUUGAUUCAGGAAGCAAGAUUCCAAUACUACUUGGUGGUUUUCCAUCCUACUUAGGGCAUUACUGAGUAGAAGGAAAGUGACCUUAGUGGGUUUUUCUUUUCAGAACCUAUUUGGAACACUCGAAAGUUAAGAUUAAUUAUAACUGUCUAAUAAUAUAUAAUGGAUUGUUUUGAAGCACUUUUUUCUUAUUUGGUUUGACUGGGAUUUGGUGCCUAGCCUUGACAUGUGUUUAUGUUUUCCCUCAUUCCCCCUUUCCUGUUGUCUGGUGUGUUCUAACUACAAAAGUUUCAAAAAAUUGAAAGACUUUGACUGGUUUGUGUACUACUGACUGUUUCACUAAUCAAUAUUUAAUAUGGUUUUCAUAGGAUAUGUAACAUGACACUGAUAUUCUGGACAGUUUACCAUAGGAGCCUCUGUGAAGCUGUUUUUUUGAAGUAAUGCCAAUAGAAAGUGGAAGUUGUGCAUCUGCUCGCCAAGCAAAGCAGAAACGUAAAUCACACAGCCUUUCCAUCAGAAGAACCAACAGUUCCGAGCAGGAACGGGCGGGGCUGCAGAGAGACAUGUUGGAAGGGCAGGAUUCUAAGUUACCAUCUGCUGUCCGGAAUACACUCCUUGAACUUUUUGGACAAAUAGAGCGGGAAUUUGAAAACCUGUAUAUUGAAAAUUUGGAAUUGCGUAGGGAGAUUGAUACACUGAAUGAGCGCUUGGCGGGUGAAGGACAGACAGUUGAUGGUGCUGAACUGAGCAAAGGACAACUGAAAACAAAAGCGAGUCAUAGUACCAGUCAGCUUUCUCAGAAAUUAAAGACAACUUACAAGGCAUCUACUAGCAAGAUUGUAUCCAGUUUUAAAACUACAACAUCAAGGGCAAUCUGUCAGCUGGUAAAGGAAUAUGUUGGCCACAGGGAUGGUAUUUGGGAUGUCAGUGUCGCGAAAACUCAGCCAGUGGUGUUGGGAACUGCAUCUGCUGAUCACACUGCUUUGCUGUGGAGCAUAGAAACAGGGAAGUGCCUUGUCAAGUAUGUAGGGCAUGUCGGCUCAGUAAACUCCAUAAAGUUUCAUCCCACUGAGCAAGUGGCUCUUACAGCAUCUGGAGACCAGACAGCUCACAUCUGGAGAUACAUAGUACAGUUGCCUACACCUCAGCCUACUGCAGACUGCAAUCAAGUGUCUGGAGAGGAUGAAGUUGAAAUAUCAGAUAAAGAUGAACCUGAUGGAGAUGGAGAUGGUUCCAGUGAUUGCCCCACUGUCAGAGCCCCAUUAACUUCACUGAAAAGCCAUCAAGGAGUAGUCAUAGCAGCCGACUGGCUUGUGGGAGGGAAGCAAGCUGUGACAGCAUCAUGGGACAGGACAGCAAAUCUGUAUGAUGUAGAGACUUCUGAACUUGUCCAUUCUCUUACAGGACACGACCAAGAGCUCACGCAUUGCUGUACACAUCCCACCCAGCGUCUCGUGGUGACAUCGUCACGGGACACCACCUUCCGUCUGUGGGACUUCAGAGAUCCUUCUAUCCAUUCUGUGAAUGUCUUUCAGGGCCACACAGACACUGUGACAUCUGCAGUUUUCACUGUGGGAGACAAUGUUGUGUCUGGUAGUGAUGACCGUACAGUAAAAGUCUGGGAUUUGAAAAACAUGAGGUCUCCUAUUGCAACAAUCCGCACAGAUUCUGCAAUCAACAGGAUUAACGUGUGCGUUGGCCAGAGGAUCAUCGCCCUUCCCCACGACAACCGGCAGGUUCGAUUGUUCGACAUGUCAGGGGUGCGGCUGGCCCGGCUCCCGCGCAGCAACAGACAGGGGCACAGGAGGAUGGUUUGCUGCUGCGCCUGGUGCGAGGACCACCCCACCUGCAACCUCUUCACCUGUGGCUUUGACCGCCAGGCCAUCGGCUGGAACAUCAACAUCCCUGCUUUGCUGCAAGAGAAGUGAAAUGCUGAGGGAGCUUCUGCGUUUGUGUCGCCGUGGGGACUUCUACACCUGGGCAGACUUUUCUGAGCACUGGUCUGCUGUCGCUGUAAAAGCUCUUCCGUGAGGGGAGACUUGAGCAAAUGUUGUUCUUGUUACCACAUUGUGCACAGUUUGCAUGGGUUGUACAGAGAAAUGUGAUUUUUUAAAAAUUAGUCUCGUGUAUGAACUUUUAUAUUUUGGCAUCCACUGGUCAAUAUGUUCACUGUUGUGUAGAGCACAUAAAUGUUCAUAAGUUAUUUAGCAUUUAAUAGUUACACAGUAGGGCAUUACAUUUGUGACAUAAAUGUGAAACUUAUGUAAUUACUGUAGAGAGUGUAUACAGUCUGUUACAGUUUUCCAUGACUCUACAUAUCUGCCUUGUGUUAAAAGGAAUCUGCAGGGCUAAAACUUUGAGAUGAAGUGUGAAUUUCACUAGUUAUAUGAUUGUAAACAUUUUCCUGUUUGCAUCUGAUUUGAAUACUUUUUUUAGUGCUGCCGUAUAGUGCGACUUCGACUCCAUUUUUACUCUGGUUACUAGAGAAAUAGUAGAUUUGAGAAGGAAAAUGCAAGCAACUUGUAGUGAGUAUAGACUGCUAGGUUUAUUUGUAAUCUUUUUUGUACUUAUUAUUUUGAAAAAAGAAAAAGAUCCAUUCUGCCCUUCUUAUAUAAAGUGAUUCUGAAACCUCAUCACAUUUCAUAUUAGCAAAAAUCCAGAAUAUUAUGAUUCUAAUCACUGAAAUCUAGUCAAGCAAAUUCUGAAGCACUUUAGUUUAUAGCUAUUGUUAUAAACCAUUUAUGAAAGUUUGACUUUACCAGUGAAUGUGAGCUAACCUUUGUAAGAAGGAUUAAUUCCUUUUGGUGAUCUGCCCAGAAAGGAAAUAGUUUAUUUGAGGGUUGAUGAAUUUGUUUAUGUACCUACAGUGAGCAUAGUUUUAAUUGUGUUCACUUCCCAUACUUUUGUUUUGAGCCAGCAAUACAAAGUAAAUGAGUACUACCUCAGAAAUGAAUGUUGGUCAAGAUGCAUCGAAUCUCUCUGUAGCCUAGAAAAAAGCACUUUUGGUCUCUGGCUAAAGUACCAUCUCUGACAGGAGAGGAAAGACAAUCAUACUACAUGUGAUCCUUAAGGUAGUUAACACAUAAAGCUAAUGGAGCAAUACACCAAGCCAACAUCAUCUGUCACCGUUCUGUUCUCAGCCAUGACAGGGGCGCUGCAGGUCCUGUCCUGUUCCAAAAGGGGGUAAUUAACAUAGCUCUCCCUUCUUUCUCCCAAAUGAUCUUGCUCUGGUUUUGCUCCUCACUGUGUUUUGCUGUUUUUGCUCUUGCAGUGGGGUGUUACUCUGCAGCUGCUGCUAUCAGUAAAUGUAGGUGGCAGCUGGUGUCUUGGAAAGAAUGGAAAGGUUGCUUCAGACAGACACUUGUUUUUUGGCUAAAGGGAGAUGCUGCCCCUGACUGUCAAACAUAUCACAGUAUAAGAUGAAGUGUGGGGGUGAGGAAGGGUGCACUCUGACAGUGGGAAUCAUGGUGGGUUGGCAGAAGUAUUAGGAACUUUUUAUCUCAUCAUCAGGAUUCUGUGCAACUACAGCUGUGCUCAUGUCCUCUACAUCACUGUUUAUCAUAACAUUAAGACGUGCUAGUUGGUUCUCCUGUUAACUAACAUUUGUGUGGCAUGGGAGUACAGUGGGAUGGGAUCAUGAAUGCAUCAGUGAGGAAUGGAAGGAAAACAGGGGGCCUGAACAUAGUUUUGGACUGUAAAGUUAAGGAGAAUCAAAAUAUUUAAUGGAGAAUAUAUGUAGUGUCUUUCUAGUACACGUCAUCAGAGUAAUUUGAUCCCUUGUUUUUUUCUGUUGUGGAGUUUGGGAUUUUUUCUUGAGAUACAGGAUGGACAACUGUGCUGAAGUAAUCUUAAAUACUAAAACUGGUGAGGUUGCAGAAAACAGCUGCAGAGUUUUAAGUGUUCUGGUGGUAAGAGUUAAAUGAUGGUGACAAUGUUUAUUUUUUUUCCAACGUUUUUUUUCCUCCUGGGUUUUUUACUCUGCGUUAAAGCCAUUUGAUGUUGGGUUACUGGUUUUAUUCCUUAAGAAAAUAAGACUCACUUUGUUUUAGUUGGUAACAGAGAGAACUUUACAAAGGUUUAUGCUGUUUAUAAAAAAAGAGAAAAAUGUCUGGCCAGUACAAGCAGUUUCUCCAGCAUGGCCUGCAUGUAGGAUCUGGAGCAAUGGCUCUCCUUUAUUACCUGAGGCAAAGGAGAGGGUCACUGGUUUUGGUCCUGCUAAACUAAAGUGUCUAAGCUUCUCUCAUACAUAUGUAAUACAGAACCACUGGACUCUAUGCAGUUUAAUCAUCAUUGCUGCAAACUUUUUAUAUCAACAGAGGGACCAUCCUCUGGCACCAGGAAUGGAUGGUUUCAUUUUGAAAAGAAUCAACCAAACAAGGUGCUAGAGCCACGUUCUUAUGAGCAGGCUAAUACUUACAUCAGCUAAACACUGAACUAUCACUUAGUUUAGUUUUCUAUACUGUACUGAAGGGUAAGCCAAACUACCAUCCCCCUUGAAGCAAAACAUAUGAGUAGGGGUAGUGAAUAAUACUACAUUGAUUAAAUAUGUGGAAAACAUUUCACGGCUCUAAAUGUUCUAAAAAGUGUAUUUUUCAGCACUGAACAAUGUCCAGCAUUUCAUUAAAUGGAGGAGAGUUGCAGUUACACUUUCAGUAUUGUGCAGAAUUUCACAGAAAACUCAUCACCAGGCAAAACCAAGCUUCUGUGUCUUUCUCUUAAGCAAUGCACAUCAAUUUUCACAAAGUUUGUGUAUACUUUACAAUCAGAAAGUUCUAGAAUGAAACAUCUUAUUUGCUGCCUAAAUCUGUGAAAACUACCUUUUGGGGAAAAGAAUUUAUAAGUUAUGUGGAACCACUUUUUAUUAUUCUGCUAAUUUGUUUUUAGAUGUAAAAUGUUUUUCUUCAUUACAAUUCAAAAUGCAUUAAAACAUUCAACAAUUUUUUUUUGCAAUUUGCUGUUCUUCUGUGUUGCAUUAAGGUUGCUGUUGAUGUCAAUAUUUCAGGUUUUUGUAGUCAAAGGAUCUUCCUAUUCACUUUCCACUCCUUUCUACUCAAAAACUUUGUUUCUAAGGCAUUGAUGAGCCGAGUUUGGAAGAGAAGGUCAAGUCUGUUUAUUACAGUAGAUCUUCUGUAGCACUUAAUGGUCACACUGCCAGUAAAGUAUCUGGACUGAAAGGGUGUUCAGGA
Messenger RNA from Sturnus vulgaris (Common starling), 9720 nucleotides. RefSeq names its product WD repeat domain 37 (gene WDR37). The record is from RefSeq and is a predicted model, not a curated record. Gene Ontology annotation, molecular function: protein binding. Lineage: Eukaryota; Metazoa; Chordata; Aves; Passeriformes; Sturnidae.